ACUGUUUACUUCCGGCGUUCGUGAAGCUGGCGGCGGUGUCUUCACCUGCUGCGGGUCCUGUGCAUUCCGUCUUGGAAGAUGGCCCUGGAGACGGUGCCCAAGGACCUGCGGCACCUACGGGCUUGCUUGCUGUGUUCGUUGGUCAAGACUAUCGACCAGUUCGAAUACGACGGCUGUGACAAUUGUGAUGCGUACCUGCAGAUGAAGGGCAACCGGGAGAUGGUGUAUGACUGCACCAGCUCCUCCUUUGAUGGAAUCAUCGCCAUGAUGAGUCCCGAGGACAGCUGGGUCUCCAAGUGGCAGCGAGUCAGUAACUUUAAGCCAGGAGUGUAUGCGGUCUCAGUCACUGGUCGCCUGCCCCAAGGAAUCGUGCGGGAGCUGAAAAGUCGAGGAGUGGCCUACAAAUCCAGAGACACGGCUAUAAAGACCUAGCGAGAUUGGGGGUAGCCGGCACUCGGCCCUCCACCUCCCAUCUUCUGCAUCCUAUCUGUUGUGAAAGUAGAUGGACUGAACUCAGAAUACUCCCUGCUCUGCGGUGCCCCUGGAGAGCCACGCCCCUGGCCCUGGGCCUCUGCGGUGCUCAGACCUCUGUUGAGAGGGGUGGGGCUUCAUCGGCAGAGACUGAAUGGAGGGCAGGGUGGGCUGCCGGUUUGCCUUCCCGAGGCCUGGGGCUCUUGCCCAUAGCAGACCUGUUGCAGAUGCCAAUAAAGCCCUAGGACUUUG
Messenger RNA from Ochotona curzoniae (black-lipped pika), 723 nucleotides. RefSeq names its product SPT4 homolog, DSIF elongation factor subunit (gene SUPT4H1). Gene Ontology annotation, biological process: positive regulation of DNA-templated transcription, elongation; chromatin organization; mRNA processing. Lineage: Eukaryota; Metazoa; Chordata; Mammalia; Lagomorpha; Ochotonidae. Gene Ontology annotation, molecular function: RNA polymerase II complex binding; zinc ion binding. The coding region runs from base 79 to 432 and encodes 117 amino acids. The record is from RefSeq and is a predicted model, not a curated record. Gene Ontology annotation, cellular component: DSIF complex; nucleus. The transcript has 5 exons.